Podarcis lilfordi (Lilford's wall lizard) is the source of this 9294-nucleotide messenger RNA. The record is from the annotation of a GenBank genome assembly. Lineage: Eukaryota; Metazoa; Chordata; Lepidosauria; Squamata; Lacertidae.
AUGUAUUCAGGGUCUGGCGGUCCUGGGGAGCCCUGGGGGCGCCCGUCUCAAAAUAGCUACCAUGGUGGGUGGGACAAGCAAGAACUUUUAGGGGGUGUUAAUAUUGUGAGCCCCUCCAUCAGAGGCGCAGGUUGCAUAGAUGUGUAAAUAAACCAUCUAUCAUCAAGAUACCACAGUCUCAGCUGUCCCUCAUUCUGAGGAAACCAAACCCUCAGUAAGUGCCUGGAACCCCUUGAAUACCACACUACCGUGAGAUGGGGUAGUGUGUAAUAAAUGGGCAUACUUUAAAUGUGUGGUGUGUAAACAAACACAGCCCUAAAUUCUCACUUGCAGAGGGAGGGUGAAAUAUAAAGAUGAUGGGGGCAGUUGCUCCAGCUUGAACAAUAGGUUCCUAUUAAAAUGAUUCCUUUCUUUUGUUUCUGGUGAUAUUGGAGGUGAGGGAGGCGGCUGCAAAUUUCUUCACUGCAGGCCAUGCUCCAUCUUCAGUUGAGCAGAGGCAGCUGCAGAAUGAAACCCAGGAGGAAGAUGAUGAUGAUGAUUGGGAGGCGGCUGCAAAUUUCCUCACUGUAGGCCAGGCUCCAUCUUCAGUUGAGCAGAGGCAGCUGCAGAAUGAAACCCAGGAGGAAGAUGAAGAUGAUGAUGAUGAUUGGGAGGCGGCUGCAAAUUUCUUCACUGCAGGCCAUGCGCCAUCUUCAGUUGAGCAGAGGCAGUUGCAGAAUGAAACCCAGGAGGAAGAGGAUGAUGAUGAUUGGGAGGCGGCUGCAAAUUUCCUCACUGCAGGCCAGGCUCCAUCUUCAGUUGAGCAGAGGCACCUGCAGAAUGAAACCCAGGAGGAAGAUGAAGAUGAUGAUGAUGAUUGGGAGGCGGCUGCAAAUUUCUUCACUGCAGGCCAUGCGCCAUCUUCAGUUGAGCAGAGGCAGUUGCAGAAUGAAACCCAGGAGGAAGAGGAUGAUGAUGAUUGGGAGGCGGCUGCAAAUUUCCUCACUGCAGGCCAGGCUCCAUCUUCAGUUGAGCAGAGGCAGCUGCAGAAUGAAACCCAGGAGGAAGAGGAUGAUGGAGAGGGCAGGAUUUGGGGUAAGUUCAGACUCCCCCCUAUCCUGCUAUACGUGCCAAACCCACCUACCCCUUUGCCCAUCCUUCUCCUUUGCUGACCCAUAAAGUAUUUCUCGCCUUUAUUUCAGCAGGUGAUACGCAGGUAACUGAGAAAGAAGGAGAAUGUUAUGCGGUAUCAUCAACGGGACCUGAGCACAAAGAGAUGAACGGGAACGGUAUACAGGAAACUCAGCUGGAAGAGAGACCCUAUCAAUGCAGCCAAUGUGGAAAAAGCUUCAAACACAAGUCGAACCUUUAUCGACACCAAAGAGGUCACACAGGGGAGAGACCCUAUAUAUGUAAGCAGUGUGGGAAAAGCUUUAAGCGCAACUCGUCCCUUAUUGAGCAUGAAAGAAGUCACACGGGAGAGAAGCCCUAUAAAUGUGAGGUGUGUGAUAAAAGCUUCAGGUACAAGCGAAACCUUGCCCUACACCAAGUAACCCACACUAAAGAGAAGCCUUAUAAAUGCUCAGAAUGCGGGCAGAGCUUUGGCCUAAAGAGAAGCUUGAAAGUACACCAGAGAACCCACAUAGGGGAGAAGCCAUACAAAUGCUCAGAAUGUGGCAAGAGUUACACUACUCAAUCCAACCUGAAGAGCCAUCAAAGAAUCCACACAAAAGAAGAGCCAUAUAAAUGCUUGGAAUGUGAACAGAGCUUCAGAUUUUGCACACAGCUUACCAGACACCAGAGUACCCACACAGCAGAUUAACCAUUCAAGUGCUCAGAGUGUGGUAAGGAUUUUGAUUGUAAAUCGAAGCUUAAUAGUCACACAAGAAUACACACCAAAGAGAACCCUUAUAAAUGCUCAGAAUGUGGGCAGAGCUUUGAUCAUAGCACACAGCUUACCGAACAUGAGAGCAUCCACAAAGGAGAGAAUCCAUACAAGUGCUCAGACUGUGGUAAGGAGUAUAGUAGUAGAUCAAAGCUUGUUAAACACCAAAAAAUCCACACCAAAGAGAAGCCUCAUAAGUGCUCACAAUGUGAGCUGGCCUUCCAGUUCAGCACGCAGCUCAUAACACAUCAGAGAACACAUGUAGUGGAGAGAACGUACAAAUGCUCAAAAUGCGACAAGGACUUUACUUCUCCGUUUGAUCUCAUUAAACAUAACAGGAUGCACAUUGAAGAAGGACCUCACAAAUGCUCAGAAUGCGGAGAGAGCUUCAGGUGCAGCACCUCCCUUAUGGCACAUCAGAGAAUUCAUAGAGGAGAGGAGCCAGAUUUUGGCCUGAGCCAUGCUUCUGAACCAAGUCUUGUUGAGCAUAAUGUAACGCGCCCUGAAAAGAAAUGUUUUGUUUGUUCCAUUUGUUCCAAAACAUUUGGGUGCAGCAGAAGCCUUGGGUUACAUCAACUGAAGCAUAAAUAGGAGACAUCGCAGAGCUUCUCAGGCUGAAGCAAGACCCUUUUUAAAAUAUCCAAUUAAUCAGCACAAGACAAUUCCCACCAAAUAACCCACAAGUGUGGGGAAAGCUUUUAUGAUAGUGCACUCAUUUCACGUCAGUUUAACCGGCACAAGACAGCAAUGGAGAGGCAGAGAAAUGUUGCAAAUGCUUCUGUUUCUCCAUUCUUCUACUUCAGUGUACCAAUCACUGGUACUUCUUUUUAAAUGCAUGUUUUACUUGGCACUUGCUUCAAUAAGUAUUUUAAUGUGUUUGCUCUAUUCAUCAAUAAAUUUUGUAUGUUUUUUAAUCCUUUUGCUUCUCUCUUUAUUACUCUUGCCCCCUGUCAAGGAUGCAGUUUUAAACAUACUGCUGUGAUUAUGAAAUAAUUUGUUUAAUAAACAGCUUUCCUCAUUGCUCAUGGUUGUGGAACCUCUGGCUUGUAAUGCAGUCUGUCUUCCCCAAGCCAGUCCUUUUCUUUUUUUAAAAAAAGUUCAUAUGUGGACAAUAUAUAAAAAUUAAAUUUAAAUGUUAAAAAACAACAGGUAAAGGUAAAGGGACCCCUGACCAUUAGGUCCAGUCGUGACCAUCUCUGGGGAUGUGGCACUCAUCUUGCUUUAUUGGCCGAGGGAGCAGGCGUACAGCUUCUGCUUCAUGUGGCCAGCAUGACUAAGCCACUUCUGGUGAACCAGAGCAGCACACAGAAACGCCAUUUACCUUCCCACCAGAGCGGUACCUAUUUAUCUACUUGAACUUUGACGUGCUUUUGAACUGCUAGGUGGGCAGGAGCAGGGACUGAGCAACGGGAGCUCACCCCAUCGCGGGGAUUCGAACCACUGACCUUCUGAUCGGCAAGUCCUAGGCUCUGUGGUUUAACCCACAGCGCCACCCGUGUCCCUUUAAAAAACAAACAAACCAGGAAGGCUAUAAAUCAAAGUGCAAGAGGGGAAAGAGGGAGAUAAUCAAGAACUAAAGGCCAAUGGCCCAUCUAGUCCAGGAUCCUCUUCUCCCAGUGGCCAAACAGGGGUACAAGAGCCCUCUCCUCUUCUGUGGUCUCCCCACACUCGUAUUAAGAAAAAAAUACUACCUCUAAGUGUGGAAGCAGGGGAUAGCCAUCAUGGCUAGUAGUCAUUGAUAGACUUCUCCUCCAUGAAUAUGUCCAAGAAUAUUUUCAAGCCAUCCAAGUUGGUGGCCAUUUAGUUCCCAUUUGCUAAUGUGGUGGCCAUUUAGUUCCCAUUUGCUAAUGUGCUGCCAGGUGGUAUGAGUGGGGCCAGGGGUUGAGUUCCCUGUCCCUCUAAUGCUUGAGAAGGAGAUGUGCAGGCCACAAUAGAUUAGAUAAGGUUGCCUCUUCCAUAUGGUCUGUCUAGUCUUCAGUCUAGUCUUCAGCAAGAGACUCCACAUGUGAUGCCUUCAGGGUCUGGAGGUCCUGGAGAGCGCUGGGGGUGCCAGUCUCAAAAUAGCUGCUAUGGCGGGUGGAAGGAGCAAGACCCUUUAGGGGGCAUUAAUGCUGUGAGCCCCUCCAUCAGAGGCUCAGGUUGCAUAGAUGUGUAAAUAAACUAUCGAUCAUUAAGAUACCACACUCUCAGCUGUCCCUCAUUUUGCGGAAACCAAACCCUCUGUAAGCUCCUGGAAACCUGGAAUACCACACCAUUUGGAGAUUGGGUGUGUGUGCAAUAAAUGGGUAUACUUUAAAUGUGUCGUAUGUAAACAAGCACAUCCCUGAUUUCUCACUUGUGGAAUGUGAGUGAAAGAUAGAGAUGAUGAGGGCAGUUGCUCCAGCUUGAACAAUAGGCUCCUAUUGAAAUUAUUCCUUUCUUCUGUUUUGGGGGCUGCAGAAUGAAACCCAGGAGGAAGAUGAUGGUGAUGGGGAGGCGGCUGCAAAUUUCUUCACUGCAGGCCAUGCUCCAUCUUCAGUUGAGCAGAGGCACCUGCAGAAUGAAACCCAGGAGGAAGAUGAUGGUGAUGGGGAGGCGGCUGCAAAUUUCUUCACUGCAGGCCAGGCUCCAUCUUCAGUUGAGCAGAGGCACCUGCAGAAUGAAACCCAGGAGGAAGAUGAUGGUGAUGGGGAGGCGGCUGCAAAUUUCUUCACUGCAGGCCAGCCUCCAUCUUCAGUUGAGCAGAGGCACCUGCAGAAUGAAACCCAGGAGGAAGAUUAUGGUGAUGGGGAGGCGGUUGCAAAUUUCUUCACUGCAGGCCAGGCUCCAUCUUCAGUUGAGCAGAGGCAGCUGCAGAAUGAAACCCAGGAGGAAGAGGAUGAUGGGGAGGGCAGGAUUUGGGGUAAGUUCAGACUCCCCCUAUCCUGCUAUAUGUGCCAAACCCACUCACCCCUUUGCCCUUUCCUCACACCUGACUAAAGGCCUCCUUUUAUUUCUCACCCCCUUGCAUAUGCUGCCCCAGCUCACCUGGGCUGGCCAGCUGUUCCACAUGCUUUGGUUGGCAUGGCCACCUACUGGUCACCACAUGAACUGCAGAGCGUGAUAAUACCUUACAUUCUUAUUUAUCUAGGAAGGGAAGCAAACCUGGAAUUGUGCCAAUGCAUUCACAAUAAGUGAUUUUGUUUCAUAAGAAAAUGAAUCCCUGUCCCAGGUUAUACAAUAAUAAUAAUAAUAAUAAUUUAUUAUUUGUACCCCGCCCAUCUGGCUGGGUUUCCCCAGCCACUCUGGGCGGCUUCCAUAGAAACAAAAAAUACAGUAAAAUAUCACAGAUUAAAAGCUUCCCUGAACAGGGCUGCCUUAAGAUGCCUUCUAAAUGUCAGGUAGUUAUUUAUCGCUUUGACAUCUGAUGGGAGGGCGUUCCACAGGGCGGGCGCCACUACCGAGAAGGACCUCUGCCUGGUUCCCUGUAGCUUUGCUUCUCGCAAUGAGGGAACCGCCAGAAGGCCCUCGGCGCUGGACCUCAGCGUCCGGGCAGAACGAUGGGGGUGGAGACGCUCCUUCAGGUAUACUGGGCCGAGGCCGUUUAGGGCUUUAAAGGUCAACACCAACACUUUGAAUUGUGCUCGGAAACGUACUGGGAGCCAAUGUAGGUCUUUCAAUUAGGACUUGUGUCCUAAUUGUUCUGCCAGAGCAUGUUGUUUAGUCGUUUAGUCGUGUCCGACUCUUCGUGACCCCAUGGACCAGAGCACGCCAGGCACUUCUGUCCUCCACUGCCUCCCGCAGUUUGAUCAAACUCAUGCUGGUAGCUUCAAGAACACCAUCCAACCAUCUCAUUCUCUGUCGUCCCCUUCUCCUUGUGCCCUCCAUCUUUCCCAACAUCAGGGUCUUUUCCAGGGAGUCUUCUCUUCUCAUGAGGUGGCCAAAGUAUUGGAGCCUCAGCUUCACAACCUGUCCUUCCAGUGAGCACUCAGGGCUGAUUUCCUUCAGAAUGGAGAGGUUUGAUCUUCUUGCAGUCAAUGGGACUCUCAAGAGUCUCCUCCAGCACCAUAAUUCAAAAGCAUCAAUUCUUCGGCGAUCAGCCUUCUUUAUGGUCCAGCUCUCACUUCCAUACAUCACUACUGGGAAAACCAUGGCUUUUACUAUACGGACCUUUGUUGGCAAGGUGAUGUCUCUGCUUUUAAGAUGUUGUCUAGGUUUGCCAUCGCCUUUCUCCCAAGGAGCAGGCGUCUUUUAAUUUCGUGACUGCUGUCACCAUCUGCAGUGAUCAUGGAGCCCAAGAAAGUAAAAUCUCUCACUGCCUCCAUUUCUUCCCCUUCUAUUUGCCAGGAGGUGAUGGGCCCAGUUGCCAUGAUCUUCGUUUUUUUGAUGUUGAGCUUCAGACCAUAUUUUGCGCUCUCCUCUUUCACCCUCAUUAAAAGGUUCUUUAAUUCCUCUUCACUUUCUGCCAUCAAGGUUGUGUCAUCUGCAUAUCUGAGGUUGUUGAUAUUUCUUCCGGCAAUCUUAAUUCCGGCUUGGGAUUCAUCCAGCCCAGCCUUUCUCAUGAUGAAUUCUGCAUAUAAGUUAAAUAAGCAGGGAGACAAUAUGCAGCCUUGCCGUACAUUUCCCAAUUUUGAACCAAUCAGUUGUUCCAUAUCCAGUUCUAACUGUAGCUUCUUGUCCCACAUAGAGAUUUCUCAGGAGACAGAUGAGGUGAUCAGGCACUCCCAUUUCUUUAAGAACUUGUCAUAGUUUGCUGUGGUCUACACAGUCAAAGGCUUUUGCAUAGUCAAUGAAGCAGAAGUAGAUGUCUUUCUGGAACUCUCUAGCUUUCUCCAUAAUCCAGCGCAUGUUUGCAAUUUGGUCUCUGGUUCCUCUGCCUCUUCUAAAUCCAGCUUGCACUUCUGGGAGUUCUCGGUCCACAUACUGCUUGAGCCUUCCUUGUAGAAUUUUAAGCAUAACCUUGCUAGCAUGUGAAAUGAGUGAAAUUGUGCGGUAGUUGGAGCAUUCUUUGGCACUGCCUUUCUUUGGGAUUGGGAUGUAGACUGAUCUUCUCCAAUCCUCUGGCCACUGCUGAGUUUUCCAAACUUGCUGGCAUAUUGAGUGUAGCACCUUAACAGCAUCAUCUUUUAAAAUUUUAAACAGUUCAGCUGGAAUACCAUCACUUCCACUGGCCUUGUUAUUAGCAAUGCUUUCUAAGGCCCAUUUGACUUCACUCUCCAGGAUGUCUGGCUCAAGGUCAGCAACCACACUACCUGGGGUGUACGAGACAUCCAUAUCUUUCUGGUAUAAUUCCUCUGUGUAUUCUUGCCACCUCUUCUUGAUGUCUUCUGCUUCAGUUAGGUCUUUACCACUUUUGUCCUUUAUUAUGGUAAUCUUUGUACGAAAUGUUCCUUUCAUAUUUCCGAUUUUCUUGAACAGAUCUCUGGUUCUUCCCAUUCUGUUGUUUUCCUCUAUUUCUUUGCAUUACUCGUUUAAGAAGGCCUUCUUGUCUCUCCUUGCUAUUCUUUGGAAAUCUGCAUUCAAUUUCCUGUAUCUUUCACUAUCUCCCUCGCAUUUUGCUUGCCUUCUCUCCCCUGCUAUUUGUAAGGCCUCAUUGGACAGCCACUUUGCUUUCUUGCAUUUCUUUUUCAUUGGGAUGGUUUUAGUUGCUGCCUCCUGUAUAAUGUUGUGAGCCUCCACCCAUAGUUCUUCAGGCACUCUGUCCAGCAAAUCUAAAUCCUUAAACCUGUUCCUCACUUCCACUGUGUAUUCAUAAGGGAUUUGGUUUAGAUUGUAUCUUACCUGUCCAGUGGUUUUUCCUACUUUCUUCAGUUUAAGCUUGAAUUUUGCUAUAAGAAGCUGAUGAUCUGAGCCACAGUCAGCUCUAGGUCUUGUUUUUGCUGACUGUAUAGAGCUUCUCCAUCUUUGGCUGCAGAGAAUAUAAUCAAUCUGAUUUCGAUGUUGCCCAUCUGGUGAUGUCCAUGUGUAGAGUCGUCUCUUGUGUUGUUGGAAAAGCGUGUUUGUGAUGACCAGCUUGUUCUCUUGACAGAACUCUAUUAGCCUUUGCCCUGCUCCGUUUUGAUCUCCAAGGCCAAACUUGCCAGUUGUUCCUUUUAUCUCUUGACUCCCUACUUUAGCAUUCCAAUCCCCUAUAAUGAGAAGAACAUCCUUCUUUGGUGUCACUUCUAUAAGGUCUUGUAAGUCUUCAUAAAAUUGGUCAAUUUCAGUUUCUUCAGCACCAGUAGUUGGUGCAUAAACUUGGAUUACUGUGGUGUUAAAAGGUCUGCCUUGGAUUCGUAUCGAGAUAAUUCUAUCAUUUUUGAGACUGCAUCCCAGUACAGCUUUCGCCACUCUUUUGUUGACUAUGAGGGCCACUCCAUUUGUUUUACGGGUUUCUUGCCCACAGUAGUAGAUAUGAUAGUCAUCCGAACUGAAUUCGCCCAUUCCCGUCCAUUUUAGCUCACUGAUGCCCAGGAUGUCAAUAUUUAUUCUUGCCAUCUCAUUUUUGAUCACAUCCAUCUUACCCAGGUUCAUGGUUCUUACAUUCCAGGUUCCUAUGCAAUAUUUUUCUUUACAGCAUUGGACUUUCCUUUCGUUUCCAGGCAUAUCCGCAACUGAGCGUCCUUUCGGCUUUGGCCCAGCCACUUCAUCAGCUCUGGAUCUACUUGUACUUGUCCUCCGCUCUUCCCCAGUAGCAUGUUGGACACCUUCCGACCUGAGGGGCUCAUCUUCCAGCGUCAUAACUUUUAUAUGCCUGUCUUUGUCCAUGGAGUUUUCUUGGCAGGGAUACUGGAGUGGCUUGCCGGUUCCUGCUCCAGGUGGAUCACGUUUGGUCAAAACUCUCCACUAUGACCUGUUCAUCUUGGGUGCUCUGCUCGGCAUAGUUCAUAGCUUCUCUGAGUUCUUCAAGCCCCUUCGCCACGGCAAGGCAGUGAUCCAUGAAGGGGUCUGCCAGAGCAUGCAAACCAACAAACAUCAAAUUUCAGCAGUAUACUGUUAUUUAAUUCCAGUAAACUAAUUCUGAAGCCAUUAAUAUUCCCUUCACUCUCUUAAACUCCUGCUUUAGGGGAAAAGAAAAAUCUGCUGGUCAAGGUGUCUUUCAGCAGCAUAUUCUAACAGACAAAGGGGAAAUAAAUAAGUCGCACUAUGGGAGACAAACAAUUUUAAUGAAAUUCAAUGACACCACAACACAUUUAGGGAGAGCCAAAUGACGGCUUGCUUCUCCUUUGCUGACCCAUAAAGUAUUUCUUGCCUUUAUUUCAGCAGGUGAUACGCAGGUAACUGAGAAAGAAGGAGAAUGUUGUGCGAUAUCUUCAAUGGGGCCUGAGCACAAAGAGAUGAACGGGAAGGGUAUACAGGAAACUCAGGUGGAAGAGAGACCCUACCCUACGUCCCUUGUUCUGCAUGAAAGAAGUCACACGGGAGAGAAGCCCUAUAAAUGUGAGGUGUGUGAUAAAAGCUUCAGGUACAAGCCAAAACUUGCCCUACACUAA